CAAUGGGAGAAGAAGAAUCAGAUCUGAAAUCGCGACUAGUCACAGAGAUUUGCAGCAUCCCGACGCUCGCCAAAGGCUGCUCUCAUUUUCACGGCGGCGGGGACCGCGAAACAACAACUCCUUUCAUCGACUGGUACCUUGUUCUUCGAGUUGACGAAGAUGCAGGCUUGGAUGUCAUCAGAAAGCAAUAUCACAAACUCGCUUUGCAGCUUCAUCCUGAUAAGAACAAGCACCCCAUGGCUGAAACUGCCUUCAAGCUUGUCUCAGAGGCCUAUGGAUGCCUUUCUGAUGGUGGAAGAAGGAUAGAGUUCAACGUGGAGAGACGGAACAGCCGCUGCAUUGACUGCAAGGGAAUCCGGCGCCGUCCAGCUGCCAUGAUCGGAGGGACAAUGCCAAUGGGGAGAUCGACGUCUCGGAAGAUGAUCCGAGCUGGGUUCAGGGAUCUGAGAGCCAGAUUUGCAGAAGAGGUGAGGGUCAUUGAGAAUUGCUUGGCGUCGGGAAGAGGUUCUUCCGUUUUCAGUCCGCCGGCCAAAGAGCAGCCGGUCUUCAACCCCUCCGAUUACCAGUUCUAUGGCUACCCUCACCGGAGGACUGGCGGAAAAGCAUGAAACUGAAACAACGGUUCUCUUUUCGUUGAAAGAAAAGCUAAGUUUCAGCUAAUUAGAAAUUGGAUUGAUUGAUUUGAUCGUUAAAGAAGGUGAAGACAAAUGAUUAAUUCAUCAUUGUUUUGGAAAAGUAGGAUUUAACUUUGGACCCACAGUUCACACUUUCCUUUGCAGCUUUGUUGUUCCACUUCCACUGUUCCAAAGGGUGUAUGGAGGCUCUUCGUGGGCCGGGCUUGGACCAGGAGCAGCCCAUCUAUCAUGGACCAAAAUUAGAAAGUUCCCUCUCUGUCCAAGCCCAAGGUGCAGGCUGAUGUCAAG
Diospyros lotus (date-plum) is the source of this 923-nucleotide messenger RNA. RefSeq names its product protein HLJ1. Bases 3 to 608 code for a protein of 201 amino acids. The record is from RefSeq and is a predicted model, not a curated record. Lineage: Eukaryota; Viridiplantae; Streptophyta; Magnoliopsida; Ericales; Ebenaceae. The transcript is spliced from 4 exons.